AUGGAAGGGCAAGACCCAGAAGGACCUGGAACAAGGAAGAGAGCAAGGAAAGCCCACCAUGCUGUACAAGCUGGGAGUGCUGUUGCAUUCUGGGAAAGAGCUGUGCCAGAGACCCUGGCUAAGGACACCGUGACCUCAGAUGUAUGUCGUCAAUACUUCCGGCGCUUCCGCUACCCUGAGGCCAAGGGGCCUCGAGAAGUGUGGGGACCAACUGUGAAGACGGAAGCGACAAUCCCUGAGGCGGAAAGGGCUCCCUUGGAGCAAGGGCAGAGGGCGCAGGCCGUGGAGCAUGCCCAAGAUGCCCUCUCCUUUGGUAAGGACUCUUCAUGCCUGAAUGCAACUCCGAGAUCCAUUCAGUGUGGAAAGUACUUCAGAAAUAGACCACAGCUCCUUGUGCACCAAAGAACAUACAGAGGCGAGAAACGUUUUGAAUGCUCAGAGUGCAGAAAGAGAUUCAGUAGCAGCGGCAAUCUUCAGCGGCAUCAGAGUGCCCACAAAGGGGAGAAACCGUUUGAAUGCUCAGACUGUGGAAAGAGAUUCAAUGAGAGUGGCCAUUUUCAAGUCCAUCAAAGAACCCACACAGGAGAGAAACCUUUUGACUGCUCAGAGUGUGGGAAAAAAUUCAGUAGCAGUGGCAAUCUUCAGCUGCAUCAAAGAACCCACACAGGGGAGAAACCCUUUGAAUGCUCAGAAUGUGGAAAGAAAUUCAGUGGGAGUGGCCAUCUUCAGCGACAUCAAAGAACCCACACAGGGGAGAAACCUUUUGAAUGCUCAGAAUGUGGAAAGAGAUUCACUGAGAGUGGCCAUCUUCAAUAUCAUCAAAGAACACACACAGGGGAAAAACCUUUUGAAUGCUCAGUGUGUGGAAAGAAAUUCAGAAGUAGUGGCAGUCUUCAACUGCAUCAAAGAACUCACACGGGGGAGAAACCUUUUGAAUGCUUAGAGUGUGGAAAAAAAUUCAGUACUAGUGGUAAUCUUCAACUGCAUCAAAGAACCCAUGCUGGGGAGAAACCAUUUAAAUGCUCAGAGUGUGGAAAGAGAUUCAGUGUGAGUGGCCAUCUUCAACGGCAUCAAAGAAUCCACACAGGGGAGAAGCCUUUUCACUGCUCAAAGUGUGGAAAGAGAUUCAGUCAGAGUGGCCAUCUGCAUUAUCAUCAAAGAACCCACAUAAAGGAGAACCCUUUUGAAUAUGCAGAGUGUGAAAAGAGAUUCCAUAGGAGUGGCAAUCUUCAACAACAUCUAAAAACUCACACAGAGGAGAAAUCUUUUGAAUGCUCAGAUUGUGGAAAGAAAUUCAGUAGUAGUGGCAAUCUUCAACAGCAUCAGAGAACCCAUACAGGGGAGAAACCAUUUGAAUGCUCACUGUGUGGAAAGAGAUUCCGUAGCAGUGGCAAUCUUCAACUGCAUCAAAGAACUCACACAGGGGAGAAACCUUUUGAAUGCUCAGUUUGUGGAAAGAAAUUCAGUCGCAGUGGCAAUCUUCAGCUGCAUAAAAGAACCCAUACAGGGGAAAAACCUUUUGAAUGCUCAGAGUGUGAAAAGAAAUUCAGUACUAGUAGCAAUCUUCAACAGCAUCAGAGAACUCACACAGGGGAGAAACCUUUUGAAUGCUCAGCAUGUAAAAAGAGAUUCAGUCAGAGUGGCCAUCUUCAGCAGCACCAAAGAACG
Molecule: messenger RNA, 1668 nt
Organism: Heteronotia binoei (common prickly gecko)
Lineage: Eukaryota; Metazoa; Chordata; Lepidosauria; Squamata; Gekkonidae
Product: zinc finger protein OZF-like
Exons: 3
Biological process (GO): regulation of transcription by RNA polymerase II
Molecular function (GO): DNA-binding transcription factor activity, RNA polymerase II-specific; RNA polymerase II cis-regulatory region sequence-specific DNA binding
Source: RefSeq, a predicted model, not a curated record